Nannospalax galili (Upper Galilee mountains blind mole rat) is the source of this 521-nucleotide messenger RNA. RefSeq names its product cytochrome c oxidase subunit 7A2, mitochondrial. Gene Ontology annotation, biological process: mitochondrial electron transport, cytochrome c to oxygen; regulation of oxidative phosphorylation; mitochondrial respirasome assembly. The transcript has 4 exons. Lineage: Eukaryota; Metazoa; Chordata; Mammalia; Rodentia; Spalacidae. The coding region runs from base 140 to 391 and encodes 83 amino acids. The record is from RefSeq and is a predicted model, not a curated record.
AGCUCUCGCCUUUCCUUCCCCUCCCGCGCGCUUCGGUGACGCAUGCGCAGGACUGGCGCAGGGCAGUUCCGCUUCCGGGGUGGUGGUGGUCGUUUUCGCCGUAGAGUUGUCGAGGUUGGUGGGCUGCACCUGAGUCAAGAUGCUGCGGAAUGUGCUGGCUCUUCGUCAGAUUGCCCAGAGGACCAUCGGUACCACUUCACGAAGGCAAUUUGAAAAUAAAGUUCCAGAGAAACAAAAACUGUUUCAGGAGGAUAAUGGAAUCCCAGUGCAUCUGAAGGGUGGGGCAUCUGAUGCCCUCCUUUAUAGACUCACAAUGGCUCUUACAGUUGGUGGUACAGCGUAUGCCAUGUAUCAGUUGGCUCUGGCUUCAUUUCCCAAGAAGCAAGAUUGACUUUGAUCAUUACUUGGUUCAGGAUCUUUAUCUGUCUGUGGACCAGUAUUCUGAUGAGUAACUAAGCUCUUGGGGGAUCGAUAUUUAUUGACUUGUACUAACUGCUACCAAUAAAGCAGUCUUUACCAUG